AUGGUAUGCGCGUGGCUUGUUCCUCUGCUGGCAUGGUGCGCGACCACUGUUGCUAUCACGAACAAGGCCGCUCUUCGUGAUUGUCUGACAACCGCCGUCGGGCACGAUGCGACCCUUGUCGCGUUGGACGGGGACCUUCUUUACCAAAUACAUGCGGUACAGGUCUACAACCUCAAUUUACCCAUUACGCCCGCCGCAGUCACAUUCCCAAAAUCCUCAGAUCAUGUCACCGGGGUCGUCCGCUGUGCGACUGCGUUUGGAUACAAGGUCCAGGCGAAGUCUGGUGGUCACAGCUACGGAAACUAUGGUUUGGGGGGCACGGACGGCGCGAUUGUCGUGGACCUUCGCCAUAUGAAGCAGUUCUCUUUCGAUGCUACCACCAAGCAGGCCACUGUAGGCGGAGGCAUGCUCAACGGUGAGCUCGAUACCCACUUACAUGCCGCCGGGAACCGGGCGGUCGCACAUGGCACCUCCCCACAAAUCGGUAUCGGUGGCCAUGCUACCAUUGGAGGACUGGGUCCGACUGCUCGGCAGUGGGGGAUGGAGCUGGACCAUGUGGUUGAAGCAGAGGUCGUUUUGGCCAACGGGUCCGUCGUACGUGCAUCAGCCACACAGCACCAAGACGUUCUGUUCGCGGUGAAGGGCGCCGGGGCGAGCUUUGGGGUCGUGACCGAGUUUGUGCUGCGGACGGAGGAAGCACCCAGUGAAGCAGUCGCGUACACCUAUACCGUGGAGUUGGGAAGUGCGAAGUCCCGUGCUGCCGUCUUCAAACAAUGGCAGGCGCUCAUUAUGGACCCACAGCUCAGCCGUAAAUUUGCCAGCGUGUGCACUAUCACGCAAGCCGCAAUGGUCAUCUCCGGCACCUACUUUGGCAGUGAGGCGGAGUUCAAUGAAUUAGGCUUAGGGGAGCGGUUCCCUGGUGUCACUAGCUCAAGCGCCAUUAUUUUCACGGACUGGCUAGGCCUAGCAGCCCACUGGGCGGAGCAGUCGCUGCUGGAUUUGACAGGCUCUAUUCCCGCGUCGUUUUACUCUCGCUGUUUGUCAUUUACGGAGAGAACACCCAUCAGUGAGGAGGGUAUCGACCGGAUGUUUAACUACCUCGCUACCAAGCAGUCCGGAGCUCUGCUGUGGCUCCUAUACUUUGAUCUCGAGGCAGGGGCUAUCAAUGACGUGCCAACGGAUGCGACAGGGUACGCCCACCGUGACGUACUCUUUUGGAUGCAGUCGUAUGCAGUUAGUUUGGGUCCGGUGUCGGGAACAACAUAUGACUUUCUGGAUGGGCUCAAUGAAGUCGUCAGGAAUGGCACGCCGGGCAUCGGUAUCGGCGUAUAUCCGGGGUACGUCGAUCCAAGACUAGAAAACCCACGACAGUCGUACUGGGGGAGUAAUCUGGGAAGGUUGAGUCAGAUUAAAGGUUAUUUGGACCCGGAUGAUGUGUUCCAUAAUCCACAGGGCGUCCUGCCGGCAUAG
Molecule: messenger RNA, 1470 nt
Organism: Aspergillus bombycis
Lineage: Eukaryota; Fungi; Ascomycota; Eurotiomycetes; Eurotiales; Aspergillaceae
Exons: 2
Coding region: 1-1470 (489 amino acids)
Molecular function (GO): oxidoreductase activity; FAD binding
Source: RefSeq, a predicted model, not a curated record